Molecule: messenger RNA, 1524 nt
Organism: Meira miltonrushii
Lineage: Eukaryota; Fungi; Basidiomycota; Exobasidiomycetes; Exobasidiales; Brachybasidiaceae
Product: phenylalanyl-tRNA synthetase
Exons: 1
Coding region: 1-1524 (507 amino acids)
Biological process (GO): phenylalanyl-tRNA aminoacylation
Cellular component (GO): cytoplasm; mitochondrion
Molecular function (GO): tRNA binding; ATP binding; phenylalanine-tRNA ligase activity
Source: RefSeq, a predicted model, not a curated record
AUGUGCUUGAGCAGAACAUUUCACAGUAUUUCGCUUUCUUCUACACAGCCUACGAGAAAAUACUAUCAAGCCAGCUACACAACGCAUAGAAAUCUAUCCAAUUCGACAGCACGGUCGCAACAGUCUAUCAAAGUGCUAGAUAAGGAGCAUGCUAUAGACGAUUACACUAACAUACCAACAUCGAUCAAUUCGCGCUUACAGCCAGAGCCAAGAUUGCCCCAGACUGUAUCGCAUCCGAUUAAUCUGUUAUGCAACCAAAUACAUCGGUCUAUGCCUGAAUUUGAGGUGAUCAAGCCACCAUCUCCAGUGGUCACAGUUGAAGACAAUUUUGGAUCAUUAGGUUUUCCGGAAGAUCAUCCUGGCAGAUCACCAACUGAUACAUAUUAUAUCAAUAGGUCAACAUGUCUACGGACGCAUACAAGUACACACGAAGUGGACACAUUCUCCAAAGGGCACACAAAAUGGCUCCUAACAGCUGAUGUUUUCAGGAGAGAUGAGAUUGAUGCAAGCCAUUAUCCAAUCUUUCAUCAAAUGGAAGGUGCAUGUGUAUACGAUUUGAGCGAAUACGAAGAGGGAGGAAGGGUGAAAAGAGAAUGCGAAGAGAUGGAACAGCGUCUAAAGACUUCUCAAAUUGAGAUUGAAGACAAUGUCGAUAUCCAGGAAGCUGGUGGCUAUCAACCCGCACACGAACAAGAUCCGAAGAAGAAAGUUGCCGCUCAAUUGGCAAUGCGACAUCUCAAAGCUAGCCUCAACAAUCUGGUUUUGGAUCUCUUCAGCGAGAGGCAUGCGGCUGAUGUGGCAUCUGAAGUCGCAGCAGGUUCUACGGCCGAACCUUUACGAGUUCGUUGGAUCUCCGCAUCGUUCCCAUUCACUUCACCCAGCUUUGAGAUCGAAGUCAUGUUCAGAGGGAAAUGGUUGGAAAUCUUGGGAUGCGGUGUGGUGAUGGAACGUACGUUGGAGAAUGCAAAGGUCACCAACAAACUAGGAUGGGCUUUCGGUCUUGGUCUAGAAAGAAUAGCAAUGGUAUUAUUUCAAAUUCCUGAUAUUCGUCUAUUCUGGUCCCAAGAUCCGCGAUUCUUAUCUCAGUUCGCCUCGCCAAAGUCUUCCAAUGACAAAAAGGAACACGAGUCGAAAACCGGUGUAUCUUCAGCAGGAGGUGCAAGCGUGCCAGAUAAAACCACGUCACCUUCCAAGCUUCCGCUGAUCACCUUCAAGCCAUACAGUCGCUAUCCUCCUUGCUACAAGGAUGUCUCAUUCUGGCUGCCGACCAAAUCUAGCACUUCCAACACCCCAGCUUUGCACGAGAAUGACGUAUUUGAAGUGAUUCGAGAUAUCGCAGGAGAUUUGACGGAAGACGUUGUCUUGAUCGAUGACUUUGUUCAUCCCAAAACGCAAAAGCAAAGCAAAUGUUUCCGAAUCAAUUACAGAAGUAUGGAUAGAAAUUUGGAGAAUGAAGAGGUGAACCAAAUUCACGCAAAAGUGACACAAAGAUUAGUUGAUGAUCUAAAGGUUGAAUUGCGAUGA